Molecule: messenger RNA, 2367 nt
Organism: Micropterus salmoides (largemouth bass)
Lineage: Eukaryota; Metazoa; Chordata; Actinopteri; Centrarchiformes; Centrarchidae
Gene: nsun6
Product: NOP2/Sun RNA methyltransferase 6
Exons: 12
Coding region: 69-1460 (463 amino acids)
Biological process (GO): RNA methylation
Molecular function (GO): RNA binding; methyltransferase activity
Source: RefSeq, a predicted model, not a curated record
CAAGAUAGUGACGUAUACGGAAGUAGUAGUACAGCAUCCAUGCCCAGGCACAUAACAACACUGCAGAAAUGUCUAUUUUACCAAGAAUUUCCCUGAAGCCUGAAGUGGCAGAUUUCCUCAGGAGUGUCUUCAUGAACAAAGAGGUGCUGACUGCCGUCGGCCAUCAGGAGGCAGAGUGUCGUUUUCAGAAGCUGCUCGCGUGCCUGUCUCACCCUCCUUCGUAUACGUGUGUUCGGGCCAGCACUCACCUAGCUCCCCUGGAAGAGAUCAAACACAAGUUAGCAGAGGAGCUGAAAAAGCAGCAGCAGAUGUGCAGCUCAUCAGCAGAGGAGGUCUCCCUUCAGAUUCUCCCUCACCCGCGAAUUCCAGAUGUGCUGCUCCUUCCUGUCGACGGCCCGAGAGCUGUGAAGCGGCUCACCUCAGAGGUGGUGGUCGGUGCUCAGUGUGGCAGUGCUGUACUGAGAGGCGCUCAUGUCUUCGUGCCGGGGAUCGUUGCCAGCCCCAAGUACAUGAAGGCUGGCGAUGUGGUGUCCGUUUUUGCUGACUUGGAGGGUAAGUGCACCCGAGGAGCCACGAGCUUCCAGGGACAGAGUGUGUUUGUGGGAAAUGGAGUCGCUCAGCUGGACCGCUCCAGCAUCUUCUGCACAAAUGAACCUGCCAAAGGAAUAGGUGUUCGGAUGGUGGAGCCACUUUACCAGAGUCCUUCCUUCGAUGGCGUUCUACCCAGCCUGGCAUUCCUACAGAACCUUCCCUCUGUAGUCGUGGGGCACGUGCUCGGGCCUCGUCCUGGAGAACGCAUCUUGGAUAUGUGCGCUGCGCCCGGGGGGAAGACCUGCCACAUCGCUGCGCUCAUGGGGGAUCAGGGUGAGGUUGUGGCUCUGGACAGGAUCCGAAAUAAGAUUGAUCGAAUUCGUCAAAAUGCCCAAAUGCUGCAUUUGCGUUCCAUCAAGGCGUUUUGUUUUAACAGCACUCAAGCUGUGAGCAGUGAGCCGGCACAGGAAGCUGCAGGACCUCCCUUCUCUCCUGAAAGUUUUGACCGGGUUCUGCUGGACGCUCCCUGUAGUGGACUCGGACAGAGACCCAACAUGUGCUUGACCUGGAGCCUCAAGGAGAUCUGUUCCUACCAGCCACUACAGCGCAAGUUAUUCCACGCUGCGGUGCGGUUGCUGAAGAAAGGCGGGGUUCUUGUGUACAGCACCUGCACAGUGACUCUGUCCGAGAAUGAGGAGCAGGUAGCCUGGGCCCUCGAUACCUUUCCUUGCCUCACGCUUCAGCCUCAGGAGCCUCACAUCGGCGCAGAUGGCAUGCUAGGAGCUGGCCUGUCACCUGAGCAGCUGCGCCUCCUCCAGAGGUUCAGUCCCGAGCUGAACUGGGACCAGACAGGAACAGCAGCCCCCCUCCCCUGUAGAGCUGACGGGGACACGAUCGGCUUCUUCAUUGCCAAGUUCCUGAAAGACUGACCCGAGGGCAUGUUUUCUCUUUACAGCACCAUCAGCUCUCACACGAGACUGCAGACGGGAACAAUUGUGUUUAUAUUACCACACUCUGUGUGCUUUGACGGGCCAGUGUUGACAAAGAAGCUCACUGUGCUGUUUACAGCAUCUGCCUUUUAACAGCUGCUCCCUAAACCUGCGGGCCAUAUAGGGAUAAGCUUUAUAAACACUGAGGGCAGGAGAGAGGGGAGUGCAGGGGAAAGAGAGAGAGGGAGGCAGGCACGUGGGGAUGGAGAAUGAACCAGUAUGCAGCAGUGCUAGCGUCGCCAUAACAACAGUGACGACACAGCUGCCAUGCUGACAGCUGAUUGGCUGGAUCUCAGAGCUCAGAUCAGGAAGUAGCAUGCAGAAAGAGGUCAUGAGAGGUAUUAAUAAUUUAUUGUGUUUCAGUAGUGGUGGAGGCAACCGGGACGUCUAAUUAGUGCUUCUGCUGCUCGUGAGAGAGAAACGAGGCUGUCUAGUUCUGUCUGAAUCAGUGUGAACGAUAAUACAUACGUUUCAUCAUAAAAGUUCCUUAAAUUAAAAAAUAAAUUAAAAUGUUCAUUUUAUAUGAAGCAGCACAUUAUCUGAUUACACUGAUGAAACGUUUUACAAAUUACAACACUAAUUUAUUCAGUGCAAAUUGAAUUUAAGAUGUAGUUUAUAGAUUCAUGCCUACAGUGCACAAACACCUGGCUGGUUCUCCUGUCGUGCAGCAUUUUAAAGGACCUUCACAUUGACCUCAGCUCAAUUCCUCUUUCUGGGAAAUACCUUUAAACUCUUAAUCAGUCCAUCCACACAUCUGCCUGGAAACACCACUUUCACCUUCCUGUUUCUGUGCAUUAGACUGUAUGCAGUGUUAAGACGGCUCAUUAAAUUGGCUGCUCUGCUCACU